AUGUGUGGGCCAGUUGUCCGGGGCAGCAAAGUGGCUGAGAUCGCUCUUCGUGAGGACUUCCGUAAGGAGUCUGGUUCUGAGGCUCCCGCUCCAGACUCAGAAAUGCUGCCGGCCUGGGAUCCGGCUUCCCGGCUCUGCCGCCGCCGCCGGCGCCGGGGCUCGGUGACUGCGGAGCUGGGCGCUGCCGCGGCGUCUUUAGGGCCUACGUCCGCCCGGCCAGCCCGCGCCGGAGCCCCCUGCCCGGGUUAUAUCACCGCGCGGAGGCGCCCGAUCGAUCGCCAGAGAUACGACGAGAACGAGGACUUGUCGGACGUGGAGGAGAUCGUCAGCGUCCGCGGCUUCAGCCUGGAGGAGAAGCUGCGCAGCCAACUGUACCAGGGGGACUUCGUGCACGCCAUGGAGGGCAAAGAUUUCAACUAUGAGUACGUGCAGAAAGAAGCUCUCAGGGUGCCCCUGAUAUUCCGAGAAAAGGACGACCUGGGAAUUAAGAUGCCAGACCCCGACUUCACAGUCCGAGACGUCAAGCUCCUUGUGGGGAGCCGGCGCCUGGUGGAUGUGAUGGAUGUGAACACCCAGAAGGGCACAGAGAUGAGCAUGUCCCAGUUUGUGCGUUACUAUGAGACGCCGGAGGAGCAGCGGGACAAGCUGUACAACGUCAUCAGCCUGGAGUUCAGCCACACCAAGCUGGAGCACCUGGUCAAGCGGCCAACCGUGAUUGACCUGGUGGACUGGGUGGACAACAUGUGGCCCCAGCACUUGAAGGAGAAGCAGACGGAAGCCACCAAUGCCAUUGCUGAAAUGAAGUACCCCAAAGUAAAGAAGUACUGUCUGAUGAGCGUGAAAGGCUGCUUCACUGACUUCCACAUCGACUUCGGAGGCACUUCCGUCUGGUAUCAUGUGUUCCGUGGUGGAAAGAUCUUCUGGCUGAUUCCGCCAACCCUGCACAACCUGGCACUCUAUGAAGAGUGGGUGCUGUCAGGCAAACAGAGCGACAUCUUUCUGGGGGACCGCGUGGAACGAUGCCAAAGAAUUGAGCUGAAACAGGGUUACACAUUUUUCAUCCCUUCCGGCUGGAUCCAUGCCGUCUACACCCCGGUAGACUCGCUGGUCUUCGGCGGGAACAUCCUGCACAGCUUUAACGUGCCCAUGCAGCUGCAGAUCUACGAGAUUGAGGACAGAACUCGGGUGCAGCCCAAAUUCCGGUACCCCUUCUACUAUGAGAUGUGCUGGUAUGUCCUGGAGCGGUAUGCGCACUGUGUGACUCAGCGAUCCUACCUCACCCCGGAACACCAGAGAGAGUCCAUGCUGGUUGACGCCCUGAGGAAGCCCAGCAUAGACGGCUUCUCAUCGGAUUCCUGGCCGGAGAUGGAUGAGGAGUGCUGUGAGCAGAACCCCCCGGAGGAGGAGGAGCAGGAGCAGGAGCAGGAGCAGGAGGAUGGUGGAGAGAAGGAGCCCAAGCCACCGGCCGAUGGUCCCGCCUCACCCCCUAGCACCCCUGCCGAGGACCUGGAGGCCCCCGCCAUGCGGUUCCUCAAGAGGACUUUGUCUAACGAGUCCCAGGAGAGUGGGAAGUCCUCCACGGCACCGGCAGACUACCCCAAGACGCCCACCAGCUCGCCCACCCCAGAUGGACCUGCCAAGUGGACCCACCUCACCGAGUUUGAGCUGAAAGGCCUGAAGGCCCUGGUGGAGAAGCUGGAGUCCCUCCCCGAGAACAAGAAGUGUGUCCCCGAGGGCAUCGAGGACCCCCAGGCACUGCUGGAGGGCGUCAAGAAUGUCCUGAAGGAGCAUGCGGAUGACGACCCCAGUCUGGCCAUCACUGGGGUCCCUGUUGUCACUUGGCCAAAGAAGACUCCAAAGUCAUGCAGGUACAGUCUUGAGAAACAUCUCAACAGGACAAAGAUGGGAGUUGCCAAGGCUUUCGUCUUGCUUUGGGUCCACAGGUCAUGCUCGUGGCAGCAGCUGUGAAGAAGCCAAAGGACCUAGU
Molecule: messenger RNA, 1987 nt
Organism: Echinops telfairi (small Madagascar hedgehog)
Lineage: Eukaryota; Metazoa; Chordata; Mammalia; Afrosoricida; Tenrecidae
Gene: KDM2B
Product: lysine demethylase 2B
Exons: 14
Coding region: 1-1968 (655 amino acids)
Biological process (GO): protein demethylation; regulation of transcription by RNA polymerase II
Molecular function (GO): transcription coregulator activity; histone demethylase activity
Source: RefSeq, a predicted model, not a curated record